This is a messenger RNA of Aphanomyces invadans, 1080 nucleotides long. RefSeq names its product ribokinase. NCBI's taxonomy places the organism in Eukaryota, Oomycota, Saprolegniomycetes, Saprolegniales, Verrucalvaceae. Gene Ontology annotation, biological process: D-ribose metabolic process. Gene Ontology annotation, molecular function: ribokinase activity. The record is from RefSeq and is a predicted model, not a curated record. The coding region runs from base 36 to 977 and encodes 313 amino acids. The transcript has a single exon.
UCGAGAGAUACACAUCCCUGUCGCAGUCGAGCGCAAUGGCGUCGCCGAUUGUAUUAGUCGUUGGCUCCAUCAAUGCCGACAUCUUCCUCGACGUUGCUCGAAUCCCCCUCCUUGGCGAGACGCUGGCAGCUACAGGAUCACGGUGUUUAGUUGGCGGAAAGGGAGCGAAUCAAGCCGUUGCGACCAGCCGAUCCAACGUAACAACUCGUUUGUUGUGCCAGUUUGGAUACGAUCACGCCAACCUCAUGCAAGAAUACCUUGCCGAAGCUGGAGUCACGAUUGACGAAUCCAGCAAAGUUCAUACACAAGUGGUGUCUGGGCAAGCGAUCAUUUUGUUGGUUCCCACGGGCGACAACUCGAUUGUGAUAUUACCGGGUGCAAAUGCAGUGUGGCCGACCGAAUUGACCCCCCAAAUGAAGCAAAGCGUGAAAUGCGCAUCUAUCGUGCUCCUGCAAUGCGAAAUACCAGCCUAUGUGAACCGUUUGAUCGCAGAGGAGGCCAAGGCGGUCGGAACCACUGUGAUGUGGGAUUUGGGUGGCGAAGAUCGUGAAGUGGACGACGAUUUCCUCCGCCAUGUCGACUUUGUUUGCCCCAACGAGACAGAACUGCGCCGAUGUGUGGGGUCUACCAAGUCCCUUGACACCCUCGACGAAGUGCUGGACGCUGCGCGACAGUUGCAGCAACGGGGGGCGUCUUCGGUGUUGGUGACCCGCGGAAGUGCCGGAUCUGUAUUGAUCGACAGGGAAGGUGGUGUACAUUGCCAGCCUGCGUUCGACGUUAACGUACAUGACACCACUGGAGCGGGUGACUGCUUUCGCGGGGCGUUUGCUGCCAAGUUGUCGCAGAAGGCCACACUCGCCGAGUGCCUGCGAUACGCAGCCGCGAGCAGUGCGCUCUGCGUGCAAAAGGACGGCGCGACCAUGCCAAGCCACGAAGAAACCCUUCAAUUCUUGCAAGCUCAUCCGUUAACGAACUAGUUGCAUUGAAUCAGGUCGUUUGUUAGUUGGACGAGUACAGUUUGCGGAAGUCGGCGUUCGACUUCAUCGAGGUCGUCGCUGGAUUCAGUGUGUCGACCCCCGC